AUGAUUGAAUCGAAAGCUAGCACUGUAGAAUUACAUGAUAUGGAUGAAGAGGCUCUUCGCCAAUUGAUCGACUUUAUUUACACAGGUCAACUCACAAUAAAUUCAAAUUUAAGCCAUGCCCUUCUAACAACAGCCUCGAUGUUGCAACUAAAUUCAGUUAAAGAUGCUUGUGCAAAGUAUGGACUAAAGUUCACCGAAAAAGCGAACGUU
Mesorhabditis belari is the source of this 210-nucleotide messenger RNA. Lineage: Eukaryota; Metazoa; Nematoda; Chromadorea; Rhabditida; Rhabditidae. The record is from the annotation of a GenBank genome assembly.